AUGAAGGCCAUGAAGGGGCUUAGCGUUAAUCGCAUGAUGAGCACCAUCAAGAAGCGAACGACGAACAGAAGUGCUGAUCGACGUCCCUCUCCGCAAGGCUUCAGUGGACCCAGUGAUGCGUCGGCGUCGUCGGACCCGCAGAACGAGGCUCCCGAAGCUAUCGCUGCGCGCAGCGUGAGACAAUUUUGCGAGUCUGGGGGCCCUAAUGCCCAGGGUGAUGAAGUCCUCUACCUCCCGCCCAUCGUCGAUGCCGCCGAGUCCUCCCCGGCCGCCGCCGCCGAGUGCGCGCGGGUCAUCCGGAAAUACCUCUCAAAAGACAACCAUGCCAAAGCCUCGUGGCAGUACAAUGCCAUCAUGUUGAUCCGCAUCUUGACCGACAACCCCGGCCCGACUUUCACGCGCAACAUGGACAAGAAGUUUACAGAUACGGUCAAGGAACUCUACCGAUCUACGCACGACCCCAGCGUCAAACAAAUACUGUCGGAGACGUUGGAUACCUUUGAGGCCACCAAGUCCGACGACCAAGGUCUUGGCGAGCUGAUCUCCAUGUGGAAGAAGGAGAAAGAGCGCAGUUACAAGCAAUAUGGUGUAGGACCGCUUCCGAAUCGACCCCUCCUAUCUGCCCAACUGACAUACAUGCUCCUUCAGAAGCCAAGGCAAUCCAUGACCGGCCCUGAGCCUAGGACUAUGAAUGUACCCGCAAUCGACUCCCAUUCCCAGAACUACUUCGCUCGAAACCAUACCAACCGGACCUUGCCCACCCCCGUGGAACUCGCGAGCAGACUGGAGGAAGCGCGAACUUCCGCCAAGCUGCUGUCGCAAGUCGUGGUCAACACUCCCCCUCAGGAGGUCAUCAACAAUGACUUAAUCAAGGAAUUUGCCGAUAGAUGUCAGAGCGCCUCACGAAGUAUACAAAUGUACAUGGUGGCAGAGAACCCGUCCCCUGACAACGACACGAUGGAGCACCUGAUCGAUACGAAUGAGCAACUCCAGUCGGCACUCAACCAGCAUCAAAGGGCCGUUCUUGGCGCUCGGAAGCAACUUGGCAUAGGUCCACGGUCCGAUAAUACGAGUCCCGUCAGUCCCCAGGCGGCUGAAUACCAGCAUCCAACUCGUACACAAGACCAGCACUCCAACCCGCCACAGGAAUGGCAGCAGGCACAAUCGUCCUCUUCCAGUUCGACGCCGGCACCUCCUCUGCCAACGAGGCCAGCUGAAGCUAAUGGCAAGGGAAAGGCUUCGGAAUCAUUCGCACCGCCUCCCGGCCCUCCGCCAAAAGCGCAACAGCAACCUCUGACGGAAGACCCCUUCAGAGACCCCCAAUCAGAGACCAACUAUUCUUCUUGGAGCAGACCCGGAGGAUCCGGCAGCGCAGUGGAACUCUCGGGUGAAGAGCCGCGUCUGGCUUUCGAGCCCUACCACCCAGGCUUCAGCUCCACCCCAAGCUAUCUGGGACGGCAAGACAGUGCUCUUGGCAAGGUCACGAUGCACGGUGCCGAUGCUGCUGCAACGCCUGGUCCCCUCAGCGGUAAUUCGAUCCAGACUGUCGACCUCAGAAACCGUCAGGAGACGCUCCACGAAGAUUCAGACGACGACCUUUAUGAAUCUACCCCCAAGAGCUCCAAAAAGAAAGACCCAGUGUCCAGAUAUUGA
This is a messenger RNA of Colletotrichum higginsianum IMI 349063, 1653 nucleotides long. Its product is annotated as GAT domain-containing protein. The transcript is spliced from 4 exons. Gene Ontology annotation, molecular function: ubiquitin binding; phosphatidylinositol binding. Bases 1 to 1653 code for a protein of 550 amino acids. Lineage: Eukaryota; Fungi; Ascomycota; Sordariomycetes; Glomerellales; Glomerellaceae. The record is from RefSeq and is a predicted model, not a curated record.